Molecule: messenger RNA, 2118 nt
Organism: Anoplopoma fimbria (sablefish)
Lineage: Eukaryota; Metazoa; Chordata; Actinopteri; Perciformes; Anoplopomatidae
Gene: shmt1
Product: serine hydroxymethyltransferase 1 (soluble)
Exons: 12
Coding region: 146-1597 (483 amino acids)
Biological process (GO): purine nucleobase biosynthetic process; L-serine catabolic process; tetrahydrofolate interconversion
Cellular component (GO): cytoplasm; cytosol; nucleus
Molecular function (GO): mRNA 5'-UTR binding; zinc ion binding; cobalt ion binding
Source: RefSeq, a predicted model, not a curated record
CGGAAUCAGCAGAUUGGUGGAAAGUUUGGCGGACUUUAUCCUCCAGAGAGGAUCGUGUGUGUUGUUCAGCCUUGUGGUCUCAGUCCAGCAUCGAGAGCCUCCUCAGCUGAUUUCCACUUUCUGGGACUGGAGAAACAGAUAAACCAUGUCUUUGAUUAAUGGGCACAAUGUUGUGAGCAAAGAAACAUGGGAUUCACACAACAAGAUGAUGCUGGAGCCUCUGUCCAUCAACGACUCUGAGGUGUUCUCCAUCAUAAAAAAAGAGAAGCACAGGCAGACGUACGGUCUGGAGCUGAUAGCGUCAGAAAACUUUGCUAGCAGAGCCGUUCUAGAGGCUCUGGGUUCCUGCAUGAACAACAAAUACUCUGAAGGAUAUCCUGGUCAGAGGUACUAUGGUGGUACGGAGCAUGUUGAUGAGCUGGAGAGGCUCUGCCAGAAGAGGGCACUAGAGACCUAUGGACUGGACUCAGAGAAAUGGGGUGUCAACGUGCAGCCAUACUCGGGUUCACCUGCUAACUUUGCCGUCUACACGGCCAUCGUGGAGCCACAUGGCAGGAUCAUGGGGCUGGACCUUCCUGAUGGAGGUCACCUGACACACGGCUUCAUGACCGAGAAGAAGAAAAUCUCAGCAACGUCCAUCUUCUUUGAAUCCAUGCCGUAUAAGGUGAAUCCAGAAACUGGCUACAUUGACUAUGACAGACUGCAAGAAAACGCUCGGCUGUUCCACCCCAGACUCAUCAUUGCAGGAACAAGCUGCUAUUCCCGCAACCUUGACUACGCCCGCCUGAAGCAGAUCACUAAUGAGAACGGUGCAUACUUGAUGGGAGACAUGGCUCACAUCAGUGGAUUGGUGGCUGCUGGAGUGGUGCCCUCACCCUUUGAGUACUGUGACAUUGUUACCACGACAACACACAAGACGCUGCGUGGCUGCCGCGCUGGACUCAUCUUCUACAGGAAAGGCUUGCGGAGUGUAGAUGCCAAGGGGAAGGAGAUUCUGUACAAUCUGGAGUCUUUGAUCAAUCAGGCUGUGUUUCCAGGGCUGCAGGGAGGACCACACAACCACGCUAUUGCAGGUGUUGCUGUCGCUCUCAAGCAAGCCAUGACGUCAGAGUUCAAGGCCUACCAGAUGCAGGUUCUUGCUAACUGCAAAUCUCUAUCCAAUGGCCUUAUUGACCACGGUUACAAGAUUGUCACUGGCGGCUCUGACAACCAUCUGAUCUUGCUUGACCUUCGCAACAAAGGGACUGAUGGAGGACGAGCUGAGAAGGUUUUGGAAGCCUGUGCCAUUGCGUGUAAUAAGAACACCUGUCCAGGGGAUAAGAGUGCUCUGCGCCCCAGUGGUCUGAGGUUUGGCUCUCCAGCAUUGACCUCCAGAGGCAUGGUGGAGGAUGAUUUCAAGAAGGUGGCAGAGUUCAUUCAUAGAGGUAUUGAGCUGACCUUGGAGGUGCAGAGAAGCCUGGAUCCCAAGGCCACUCUGAAGGAGUUUAUUCAGGCGCUGGCCAAGGGGGAGAAGUUCCAGCAGCGGAUUUCAGAAAUCAGGGCAGAGGUGGAGGGUUUCGCUGGCCAGUUCACCAUGCCUGGCCUACCCGAGCUGUAGAGUACGGCAGUUCAGACUGCUGGACUGAUGGUUAUAAAAAACAUCAUAAUGCCAAAUUUUGGUUGUGUACAUUGUUUGGGCUGUAUAUGUGUUUCGAGUGUACAUGUGUCUCUCACAGCUCAAAUCAAGAUACCUUCUCAUUACUUCACUGCAGUUCAGUUUCAGCUUGGAACAGAUCUUUCUUAUUAGAAAGAUAGAUUUGCAGACUGUUUGUCCUCCUUAUCCAGUGCUGCUGAAGUGCCUUUGCUGGUUUUAGAUGGGGUCUUGUUAUCAACGGUUACUUUGGUCUCAAAUGUUGCGAUCACAUUUAAGCUUUAAUCUCAAAAUUAAAUUCUUGAAUUAAAUCCAUAAUUCCAAAGUUUUGUUACACUGUAGAAUGAAGCACAAAUCAUGUGUAUUCUUUUCAUACAUGAGCAUUCAAUGUCAUUAUACUGUAUAUGAUACAACAUAAUGAAUACAAUUUGAAACAAUAAAAAAACACAAUUGUUGCAUUUAAUUAAAGGAUCCAUUAUGAAUGAAAA